Molecule: messenger RNA, 1812 nt
Organism: Sebastes umbrosus (honeycomb rockfish)
Lineage: Eukaryota; Metazoa; Chordata; Actinopteri; Perciformes; Sebastidae
Gene: ccdc15
Product: coiled-coil domain containing 15
Exons: 10
Coding region: 46-1365 (439 amino acids)
Cellular component (GO): centrosome
Source: RefSeq, a predicted model, not a curated record
GAAGUUGAGCUGAAGUGAGCGAAACUCAAACAGUGAGUAACAGUGAUGGCUACCGGCCGGGUCAUACCGUGGAGGAGCUGCGGCUGUAGAGCUCCACUCAGCCGGAGGACGGAGCCUCCAGCAGCACCCAGAGGAGCCAGUAAGGUCCUGGCGGAGAGGAACCCGGUGGUGGUGUCGGUGGGAGUCUGGCUGGAGGACGGAGAGGAGCUCACCGAGAACCCGACGGCUCUGGCUUUACUAACCGAGGAGAUCCAGGCAGAGAAGAGGAGGGAGACUGAAGAGAGCCUUCGACGAUUUCAAGAUGAAGUACGCCACCGUGUGGCGCAGCAAGCUCAAGUCAGCAAGAAGAGACGGCAGCCUCAGACAGACUCCAUGGAGGUGAAACCUGACGGGAGAAUCCCUCAACAGCAGCAGCGGGUCUGGACCCAGCAUGUGUCUGCUGGUGAGAGGCUGAAGUCUGCAGGAGGUACUGCUGCACAUCAGAGGAGCUCGCUGGAGUCUAAAGGAGGAAUGAGGCAGGUCAGACUCAGACUGGCCGCCUGUCGGAUGAGCCCGCAUGGGGAAAUGACGUCAGACCUUCCCGGAGGCGAAUGGAACGUUUCUCCAACGAGACAUAAAACUGGAACUCACUUGCUGAGAGGAGAGCAGGAGGAGGAAGAGGAAGAAGAAGAAGAGGAGGAGGAAGAGGGGGGUGAUCAUCUCUUCACCAGUCAACAUGAAUGUCCUCUCGUUCAGCAGAAGGAGAGUGGAGCUGUGUCGUGGGAAUCUGACAAAUCACAGCCUGAUCCUGGUUUCAAGUCCGACCUCAAAGUACCGCCGGUCCUGUGGCCUCUGACUGACCAAGAGGAGCUGAAACGACAGCAGCGUCAGUCUCAGUUCCUGAUGCACCGCCGUCUCUACAUGAACAUCGAGAGAGAACAAGUGAAGGAGAACAAAAAGAACAGGAAACACCUGAAGAGGACGGCAAGGAUCAAAGCAGAGAAAGAGCAGCUUCGUCUGGAGGAGGAGAGGAAGUUGGAGGGAGUUCGUCAGCUGGCGGAGGUCAGACAGAAGCUGGAGGAGAGAGAGCUGCUGAUUCUGGAGCGACUGAAGCUGGAGGAGGAGGAGGGGAGAGCUGAGCAGCUGCAGAGGAGGAAGAGAGAGGAGAAAGGGAAAGUAGCUGCAAGGUUCAUUGAGGCUCUGAGAGCUCAGAUGAAGGAGCGACUGUCUCAGGAGAAGCUGGAGCCUCCUCCUCUCUGCUGCUGCGCCUCCUCUUUCUGGGACUCCCACCCCGACACCUGCGCCAACAACUGUGUCUUCCACAACAAUCCCAAAGCGUACGCCAAGGCGUUACAUUCAACCAUGUCGAGUUUGGAGUUACAGUAAAGGUGAACUGAAACAGACUCCUCGCUGUCAGGGACGUGUUUAUACGGACUGAAAUAUCUCGACAAAUAUCAGAUGGAUUUCUGUGACAUCUCAUCCAGACAUUCAUGUUUUCUACAAGAUAAAUCCAACUGACUUUGGUGAUUCCAGACUUUUCAUCUAGUUUCACCACGAGACCCAAAAUCUCAACAUCUAGCUGAUGGAUUGGCGCAAAAUUUUGUACGGACAUUGAUGACUCCAAGAUGAUGUAUCCUAAAGACUUUGGUGAUCCCGAACUUUGCUUCUAGCGUCGUCUUCAGGUCAAAAUUUCACUUUUACUGUAAGAAUCAAUCAUUAAUUUAAAGAUAAAUGCAGCUGUAUUUACUGACAUUGUGCUUUAACUUCAUUAAUUUUUUUAUUUAAACGCGUCUACUGGUUGGAGACUGAUUAAUUAAAAUUGUUUAUAUACAA